UCGAUUUGGUAUUAAUUGAAUAACUUCAAUAGAUCUUCACAAAAUGUUCAAGCUUAGAUUGUUCGUUUUUGUAAUGGUUAUCGCUAUGGUGGCAGUCAACGUGAUGGAAGUUGAAGCUGCUCCAAAAGAAGCCGAAUCCUACCAGAACCAAAACCUGAAAGCCUACCAUCCAGUCAAGGUCGAAAUCAAAAUUCAUCAUGAGGAAAAACAUCACAAAGAAGGCGGUGGAGGUGGUGACUAAACCGGCUUAACUUAUAUAUGGAGAUGUUUUUUUUUUAUGUAUGGAUGAGCAACUUAAUUGUUUUUGUUUUCUUGUUCUUUUAAUAUAAUGGUUUUAUUUGCUUGUUUUUGAUUUAUUAGAAAAAUGGUAGGAAAUAAGAGCAAUAAUCAAAUUGCAAAAAUAUAUUAAGAGUUGAAGAAAAAAGCCUACAGUUUGAGUGCCCUUAUAACUACCCUGUAUAUUUGUCUUAUAUCACAAUAAUGAGUUCAUUAUCAUUCAGUGAUGGGCUCCAUGUCCAUGGUCUACAGCGACUGCCACAGGUCUAAUUUGGGUCGAAACGACAGGCACUUGGGAGACAGUCUAAAAAAAAUUAUAGUCAAUUUCAUUUACAAUGUUUUCGAAAUCUGGUACUUGUUGUAUUAAAGAUCCAGGAUGGAUAAUAUCAAAUCUGGACUGAGUACUGAAAGCUGUUGGUAUUGCUUGGGCGUGUCCUGCAGGGAUUGUUGAUACACUCACUACAGCUAGAAGAAAAUUCUAAUUUUAUUGAAAUAAGGUUUUUUUUUACUCCAUCUAUACCAUUUC
This is a messenger RNA of Ceutorhynchus assimilis (cabbage seed weevil), 802 nucleotides long. Lineage: Eukaryota; Metazoa; Arthropoda; Insecta; Coleoptera; Curculionidae. The record is from the annotation of a GenBank genome assembly.